ACGACAGCGGAAUGUAUCAAAUGAAAUCUCUGUCGCCAGGGAAACGCAUCUGAUUUGAGGAGGCCUACAACACGUUUUAUUUAAACACUUUAUUUCUUUUUUAAUUGUUAUUGCACCCUAUAUUAAUGCUUAAACGUGACCAAAUUAAUUUUAAUGCAUUGCUAAAAAUUACGGAUCAUACCCCCCGCCUUAGUUGGUAUAAUCCGAGCAUGUUUGGCACGGAAGGAUCUGCAUGUUUAGUUUCCGGUUUGCAUUUCGAGGGUUGUUCCGUGACCUGUACCAAUCUUUCAAUUCAACAGUGAUUAAGAUUCGAGCCAGAACAAGGCACUUGUUUAUUCCAUCUGCUACGCAUUGAAAUAGUUUUUUAAAAGAAUUGAUUUGUCCAGAGCUGCUGAAGGAAACAGGCUUACCUUGGUGAAACACUCAAACAUGAACACUGUCACCAUUAAAGAGGAGGUCCCUGAAGUGGACAUUGCCACCAUUAAAGAGGAGGUCCCUGAAGUGGACAUUGCCACCAUUAAAGAGGAGGUCCCUGAAUUGGACGUUGUCCAUGUUAAUGAGAAUCUUCCUGAAAUGGACACUGUCAGCAUUAAUCAGGAGGUCUGUGAUCUGGACAUUGUAACCAUUAAAGAGGAGGUCCCUGAAGUGGACAUUGACCACAUAAAUGACACGCUCCCUGAACUGGGCACUGUCUACAUUAAAGAGGAGGUCCCUGAAAAUGACACUGUCCACACCGAUAGGCCUACCAUUCCAGAUUCAGUAUCUGUUAACCAUUCAGAAGCCACAAGCAGCUUGCAAGGUUCACACCAGUGUACAACUUGCGGAAAAAGUUUCAGUCAGAUAGGACUCCUUAAAUCACACCAGAAAAUCCAUACAAUCACUUACAAGAGGAAACUACAUCCCUGCAAAGAAUGUGGGAAGAGAUUCAGUACUUUAAGACUGCUUAAACAACACCUGCGAAUUCACACUGAAAAGAAACAGUAUACUUGUACCGAAUGUAAAAAGAGUUUUAGGCAUUUACAUGGAUUGAAAAAACACCAGAGAAUCCAUACAGGAGAGACCCCAUAUCUCUGCACUGAAUGUGGGAAGUGUUUCAGGCAGUUGGGAAGCCUUCAAUACCACCAGCGUACUCACACAGGAGAGAGACCAUAUCAUUGCACUGAAUGUGACAAGAGUUUCAUUAAGUCAGGAAACCUUAAAGACCACAUGCGCAUUCACACUGGAGAGAAACCAUAUCCUUGUACACAAUGUGAGAGGAGUUUCAGGCAAUUAGGAGCUCUUAAAAAACACUUGCGAAUUCACGCAGGAGUGAAACAGUUUAUUUGUAGUGAAUGUUGCAAAAGUUUUGUUCUGUUAGAUAACCUAAAAAAACACCAGAAAAUUCACACAGGAAAGAAACCAUAUCCUUGUGCACAAUGUGGGAAGAAUUUCAGUGAAUUAGGAGGCCUUAAAAAACACCAGCAAAUUCACACAGGAGAAAAGCCGUAUGCCUGUACAGAAUGUGGGAACAGUUUCAGGCAAUUAGUAAACCUUAAAUACCACCAGCUAAUUCACACCGGAGAAAAGCCGUAUCCUUGUACAGAAUGUGGAAAGAGUUUCAGGCAAAUAGGAGCUCUUAAGAAACACCAGCAGAUUCACAUGGGAGAGAAGCCACAUUAUUGUACUGAGUGUUGUAAAAGUUUCAAGGAUAUAGAAAGCCUUCAAUAUCACCAGCAAUGCCACACAGGGGAGAAACAGUUUCAGUGUACUGAAUGUGGAAAGAAGUUCCUUCAAUUAGGAAAUCUGAAAAGACACCAGCAAAUUCACACAAGAGACCAGCCAUAUAUCUGUACAACAUGUGGGGUUAGUUUCUGUUCAUUUAUAACCCUUCAGAAACACCAGCAAACUCACACAGAGGAGAAUCAAUACGACUGUUCUGAAUGUAGACAGAGUUUCUCUUCAUUAAAAAACCUUCAAAAACACCAGCAAGAUCACACAGGACUUAAACCGUAUAAUUGUGUAGAAUGUGGGAAGAGUUUUUCUCAAAUAGGAAACUUCAAAAAACACAUGCAAACUCACACUGAACAGAAUCCAUGUUACUGCAAAGAUUGUGGAAUGCGUUUUACUCGGUUAGGAAGCCUAAGACGACACCAACAAGUUCACAUAAAGAAUCCAUUUCGCUGUAUAGAGUGUGGGAAGUGUUUCAGCAAUAUAGAGCAUCUUAAAGGACACUCGCAAAAUCACUCGAGAGAAACCCUCUGGAGGUGCUGAAUAUGGAAGAGCUUUCAUGCAUGGAAACCAUGGCACUGUACAGAGUGCACAAGGACUUGAUGACCUGAAGGCAACAACAGAACAGUGCUCAAUUGCAGCAUGUCCUGCAUGGAUUGGAAUUGUGCACAACUUGCUAUUCCAUCAUCUCUUCAACUAGUGCUUUCAUUUUGGACUUGGACUUGAUGAGUGUGCAAUUUAUAACAGUUAAGCUGUUACUGUAUGCUAUGAGUUUGGACUUCAGUGCAUGGUUCAAGAUUUAUGUUUUUAAUUGUACUAUGUAAAUAUAUUAAUCAAAAUAAAGGAGGUGUAAACUGCAUUUUGACUUUCUGCUAGAUUGAUCAUCUACUGUGGGAGUGUUCGGAGGAUUGUAGUAAGUGCAAGUUUAACUGAUAUGUUAUGAAAAAAUGAUUAGCUCUGGCCAAAGGUUUGGCAUCACCCUAUAGAAUGAACUCAUUUGGCUUCAUAAAGUCGAAUGAAACCUGCUGAAUAAUGUUACGUUUUUAACAUGUUGAAUUACAUACCGCUCUAGUUUUCUAUAUACUUAGCAGAAAGCGGGCAAAAAUUGUAAAAUGUGACAUUUCAAAAUCUAACAUGAAAUACUGUACUACUAGUAUGGCUUCCAGUAGACUUUUGCGAUAUAAUUUUGUAGUUUCUUUGAUUUAAAUGAUAAUAAAUAAAAGAUCCAAAUGAUGUUUUAUAUAUGUUUUUUUUUGUUUCUAAUUGUCUCAAUCCUAAAAUUCUAGGUGAUGCAAAACCUUUGGCAUUAGCUGUACAGAGCAAAUUGAAUUGCACAACAGCUAGGAUUCAUGGAGUUAUUUCAAUGUUCAUUUCUAAAUUUGUCUUCCCUUCCUGGGAACCCAGAGCUACUUGUUUCGGGCCACUGCGUGGCACACCAGGGAAGACUUGUGACAUCAUUGCAGCCAGCCAAAAGCUUGUUUUAAAAUAUUGCUUACUGUAGCAAUUUAAAAUAGUUUUUGCAUACAGUAUUCAAGAUUGAGAUCUUUAUUCCUGUAAAGUUUUAUCAGAAACGUUUUGUUACUUUGUUUAUUAUGUUUAAACUUUGUAAAAGCUCUUCUUCAAUAUAUUUCUUUUAGUAUUCAAAUUUUUUUUUCAAAUCUAUUUCUGUUUAUUCAUGCUAAAUUAUAAUUAUAUUUUUUCUAAAAA
Messenger RNA from Acipenser ruthenus (sterlet), 3414 nucleotides. Its product is annotated as gastrula zinc finger protein XlCGF57.1-like. The transcript has 2 exons. The record is from RefSeq and is a predicted model, not a curated record. Bases 430 to 2250 code for a protein of 606 amino acids. Gene Ontology annotation, biological process: regulation of transcription by RNA polymerase II. Lineage: Eukaryota; Metazoa; Chordata; Actinopteri; Acipenseriformes; Acipenseridae. Gene Ontology annotation, molecular function: DNA-binding transcription factor activity, RNA polymerase II-specific; RNA polymerase II cis-regulatory region sequence-specific DNA binding.